Messenger RNA from Strongyloides ratti, 6219 nucleotides. Its product is annotated as Low-density lipoprotein receptor-related protein 6. Lineage: Eukaryota; Metazoa; Nematoda; Chromadorea; Rhabditida; Strongyloididae. The transcript has a single exon. The record is from RefSeq and is a predicted model, not a curated record. Gene Ontology annotation, molecular function: protein binding. The coding region runs from base 1 to 6219 and encodes 2072 amino acids.
AUGAUAAGAAUAUUUAAAAAGAAUAAAAGUUAUAAUUGGCAAUCAAAUUUACUAAUACUACUAUUUUUACUUAUAAAAUUUUGUUAUUCUUUUUCUAAUGAAAAUUGUGAAAGUUCAAGUAAUUGCAAUAAUGUAACAUCAUGUUAUUUUGGAGCAUGUAGUCAAAUAUGUAGUAAAAAUGAAAAUAGUAUAUCAUGUUCAUGUGAAGGUGGAUAUUAUUUAUUAAAAGAUAAUUUUACAUGUAAAAGUGUAUCACUUAAUCAUCCAUUAUUAGUUUAUGCAGCAAGUUUUGAAAUAAGACUUGUUAAUCUUGAAAAAAUGUCUCCAAUUCCAAGAACUGCAGUUGUUCCACAUCAUAUGGCAUCAAGUGUCUCAUUAUUAUCAAAUGUUAGAAAUACAGUAGCAUUAGAUUAUUAUUAUGAAGAUCCUAAUAAUAUAACAAUAUUUUGGGUUGAUAUUAAACGUAGUAGUAUUAAUAGUGGUCGUCUUAAAAAAGGUUUACUUGUUGAUGUUAAGCCUAUUAUUACUUUUGGUAUACAUACACCUGAAGGUAUUGUUGUAGAUUGGAUUGUUAAAAAUAUAUAUUGGGUGGAUUCAAAAUUAGAUCAAAUAUUUGUUUCAGAUUUUAAUGGUAAAUAUGUUACAACAAUAUUAAGUGUAAAUAUAACAAAUCCACGUGGAAUAGCAGUAGAUCCAAGUUUAGGAUAUUUAUUUUGGAGUGAUUGGGAUAUAAAAAAUCCACGUAUUGAACGAUCAAAUAUGGAUGGUAGUGAUAGAAAAGUAAUUUAUAAAUCUAAUGUAUCUUCUGAGGAUGGUUGGAUAAAUUCUAUUUCAUUAGAUUAUAUAGCAAAAAGGGUAUAUUGGGUUGAUGCAAAAAGUGAUAAAAUAUUAUCAACAGAUUAUGAUGGAAAUGAUAUGAAAGAAAUAUUUAAUGAUUCAAUGUUUAUUGAACAUCCUUUUGGUGUAGAGGUAUUUGAAAAUCAUGUAUAUUGGGGUGAUUGGAAAACAUUUUCAAUUUAUCGUGCCAGUAAAUGGAAUGGUUCACAUAUUGAAGUUGUUGAUAUAAGACCAUUUGGUAUUCCAUUAGGUAUUCGUAUUAUUCAUCCAUCAAGACAAAAUAAAAUAAUGAAAAAUCCAUGUAAAGAUAAUGGUGGAUGUUCACAUAUAUGUCUUAUUAAAACAAAAAAUUCACGAACAUGUGGAUGUCCUCAUAUGAUGGUAAUUGAUGAAUCAGGAAUAAAUUGUAAAAUGGCUAAUUUAAGUAUAUUAAUGGUAAAAGGUGAUGAUUUAUAUAUGUAUGAUUUAGAAUAUAAUACUUCAAUACGAUAUCCAUUUUUAAAUUUAUAUGAUGAAAAAAUAAUUGAUUUUACUAUUGAUACAAUUAGAAAUAUAACAUAUUGGAUUGGAAGUAAAAGUAAUAAUAUUCAGGGAGUAAAUUAUGUACAAUCACAUCCAACAUCAAAAAUUAUUGGUGGAUUAAGAGAUUUUAAAUAUAAUGAAAAAUAUUUAUCAUUAAAUGUUGAUAUAGUUACAGGUUUAAUUUAUUACAUAACUAAAACAUUAAAUUAUAUAUCAUUUAAUGUUAUCAAUCCAGUAAAUGGAUUUGACAAAUUAUUAUUUAACAAUAAUAUGUAUAAUUUUAUUAAAAAUCCAGAAAAAUUGAUUGUUGCUUAUAAAAAAGGAUUCAUACUAUGGUUUGAUACUGGAUAUGACAAUUUUAAAAUUUUUAAAGCCUCUUUAGAUGGUGGAAAUAUUGAAGAAAUAAAAAUAAUGGAUAAUAAUAGAGGAAAAAUUAUUUCUUCUGCAUCAAUUGAUCCUAAUAAUGAUUAUAUAAUUUAUUCAAAUGAUACAACCGAAAGUUAUGUUAUAAUAUUAAAAGAUGGUUCUUUAAAAAAAAUUAAUUUUAAUAAUUAUAACUAUGGAAAAAUAUCAUCAGUUUCUUUUUUAGAAAGUAAAAAUAGUUUUUUAUGUUAUAAUAUAAAUGAAAAAAAGUUAGUUAUGAUGCGUAUGAAUAAUAAUUUUAUUGUUACUAAUAUUGAUCAAAUAAUUGAAAUAGAAAAUGAUAGUUUAGAAAAUCAUAAUUUAGUUAGAAUUAUUGAUAAAACUCCAAAUGAUAUAGUUAAUGAAAAAGAUAUAAAUUGUGAAAAAUUAAAUUGUAGUCAAAUUUGUAUUAGAAUUAAUAAUAAUUUAUCUGAUAGAAAAUGUUUAUGUGGAGAUGGUUUUAUGGUUGAAGAAAAUAAAUGUUACUUAAAAAAUGAUACUUUUAUUGGUAUUAAUAAUAAUAGUCAAGUUGUUUUAGUUAAUGGAAAAAAUUCUUCAGAUAUGGAUGUUGUCAUAAAAUUACCUGGUGAAGCACAUCAUUUAAUUCCUACCUCAAUUUCUUUUGACCUAAAACAAUCUAUUUUAUAUUUUAUUGAUAAUAAGACAUUAAGUCUUUGGAUGUUUGAUUUAUAUAAUAAUUCAGCUACCAAACUUUUAGUUAACUCUCCACAUGCACAAAUGAAGGCUGUUGCUGCUAAUCCUAUUAAUGGAUUAAUUUAUAUUUCUUCAAUAUUACAUGAUGAAGAAGAGAAAUAUAAUAUAGUUGAGUAUCUUGAUCCAAAACGAAUAGAUUUAAGAAAUGUUAUAUUAAAAAUAAAAAAUGAUACUAUAUAUGAUUUAUUCAUUGACUAUAAAAAUGGUAUAUUAAUUAUUAUAACAUUGAAUAUGACAAAAUAUAAAUUUUAUGUAUGGACAAGUGAUUUAGAUGGCUCAAACUUAAAAUUUUUAUAUGGUGGAUAUAAAUUUAAAACUCCACCAAAAAAUAUAUUUUUUUUAACAACAAAAUCAAGUAUUAUUGGAUUAAAUGAUAAUAAUAAAUGGGAAUCAUUUGAUUAUAAAACAUUAAAAGUAUAUAGAGAUGAAAAAUUUACAGAUUUAACACUUCAAAAACAUUUAAUUUCAAGAAUAAAAAAAGGUGAUUUUAUUGAUAUAGAUUAUGCCUCUGUACCAGUAACAAAUAAAUGGAUUAAAAUAAAUAAAUGUGAAGAAAAUAAUGGUGGUUGUGAAGAGAUUUGUUUUCAUAAAAAUUAUAAUAAAAUAUUUUGUGCCUGUGUUUUUUCAAAACUUGAUCAACAUAACAAAACUUGUGAAACUUAUCCUGCAUAUCUUGCAUAUUCACUUGGUAUUCAAAUUGAUUUUGCUCCAAUAUUUGGAGAUAUUGAAACAUUUAGAUUGUCAAAUGAAGCAUUUCUUGAGGCAGGUUCAAUGAAAAAAGCCUUAAAAACUAUUGAAGCAACAGAUUCAAUAAAUAAUGCAUAUACAUUAACUGUUGAUAUGGAUGAAAAACAAUAUAUUAUUGCUGAUAAUGGUGCACAUAGAAUAGCUGCUGUUACUUUUGAUGGAAUGGAUAAUUAUAUAAUUUCUGAGUAUAUUGGUCCAGUUGAAGGUGUAGCAUUUGAUCCAAUAGAAAGAAAUAUUUAUUUUACAUCAAGAAAUACUAUACAAAAAGUUUCAUUUUUAUCAACAAAUAUUACUCAUUAUCCUGUAGAAAGUGAAAUAAUAUUAAAACUAGGUAAACGUGAUAAACUUCGUGGUAUUGCUAUUGAUGGAUGUAGAAAAAUAAUAUUUUAUUGUAAUUAUCGUGAAGAUUUACCAAGUAUUGAAAAAGUAACAUUUAGUGGAUAUAAAAGAGAAAAAAUUAUUAAAAAUAAUAUUUUAUCACCAACAUUUAUGGCAAUUGAUUAUAAAUCAACUAAACUUUAUUGGGUUGAUGGACAAUUAAAUAAAAUUGAAAGAAUAGAUUAUGAUGGUAAACAUAGAGAAAAUAUUUUAUUAUCAGAUGAUGAAAUAAAAAAUGAAAAAGAUGAAAAAAAAGAAGAUAAAGGUAUUCAUCCAUUUGGUAUAGCAGUAUAUGGUGAUUAUAUUUAUGUAACUGAUUGGAAACAACGUUCAGUUAUUAUGAUUGAUAAAAUAACAGGUGGUAGAUCACAUAUUAUAGCAAAAAAUUUUUAUUUACAACCAUUUGGAUUGACAGUUGUUGCUAAAGAAAUUAAUGAUUGUGGUAUUGAUGCAUGUACAAUUAAUAAUAAUCUUGGUUGUCAAGAUGUUUGUAGACUUACAGCUUCAGGAAUACCACAUUGUUCUUGUAAUGGUGAAAGAGUUCUCCUUCCUGAUAAUAAAACAUGUACUGAUGAUUAUUUUAAUAAAUGUUCUAAAGAUCAAUUUACAUGUUCAUCAACAUUAACAUGUAUACCAUAUAUUAAUGUUUGUGAUGGUAUUAAAGAUUGCCAAAAUGGUGAAGAUGAAGUUGUUGAAUUUUGUACAGAAAGAGUAUGUCGUGAUGGAUAUUAUUCAUGUGGUAAUGGACGUUGUGUAGAUGAUCCAUCUCAAUGUGAUAAAAUAUUUCAAUGUGAAGGUAAUUUUUUUAAUGGAAAUGAUUGUAAAUGUGAUCCUGGAUAUAUUUUUGAUCAAAAAGAAAGAUUAUGUGCCUUAAUACGUAUAGAUUAUAGGAGAAAAGAAAAAUGUGGAAAUAUUACAUGUUUAAAUGGUGGAAUUUGUGAUAAGAAAAAAAAUAUAUGUUUAUGUCCUGGUGGUAUAAGUGGAAAAAGUUGUGAAAAUGAUCCAUGUUAUAAUAGAUGUCUUAAUAAAGGUAUAUGUACAAUGUCAACAAAAGGUUCUCCAUCACCACAUUGUGAUUGUCCAAUUGAAUAUCAUGGUGAAAGAUGUGAAAAAUUAAAAUGUGCUGGAAGAUGUAAUAAAAAUGGUAUAUGUAUAGUUGAUGAAAUUACUGGACUUCCAUUAUGUCAUUGUAAUAUAGGAUGGAGUGGAGAAAAUUGUGAAAUAUCAGAAUCUGUUUGUAAAGAUUUUUGUUUUAAUAAUGGACAUUGUUUAGAGGCACAUAAUAAUUUACCAUAUUGUAAUUGUCCAAGAAAUUAUAAUGGUCUUCAAUGUGAAAAUUGUAUUACAAAAGAUAAUUUACCAUUAGAAUGUAAAAAUGGUGGACAUUGUGUUGAUAGAAGUUAUUGUAAAUGUACUAAUGGUUUUAAUGGAUUAAAUUGUGAAGUUAAUAUAUGUCAAUUUCAUUGUUUUAAUGAUGGAAAAUGUAGUACUGAUGAAAAUGGAAAACCUUUAUGUGAAUGUCUUCCAUCAUAUUAUGGAGAUAGAUGUGAAAAUAGUAUUUGUGAUUCAGAAAUUGAUCCAUGUAAUGGAAAUGGUCUUUGUCUUCCAAUACCAAAUAUUAUAUCAAAAAAAAAUUAUACAUGUCUAUGUAAUUCUAGAUAUGAAGGUGAAAAUUGUAGUAAAAAAAUUGGUGUUCAUGAAUAUUGUAUAAAUUCAAUAAAUAUUUUACCAAUUUUAGAUAAUCCAGAUGAGGUGGAGUGUGAAUGUCUACCAGGAUAUACAGGAUCACGUUGUGAAAUACCAGAAUUAUGUAUAAAUUAUUGUAAAAAUAAUGGAAAAUGUAAUUAUGAUUAUGAAACAGGUAAACGUAUAUGCAAAUGUGUUAAAGGAACUGCUGGACCACAAUGUGAAAUAAUAACAGCAAAAAAUUGUUCUGAUAUAGAAUGUAAAAAUGGUGGUGUUUGUGGUUUAUCAUUUAAUAAAAAUGUUGAAUGUUAUUGUCAAUUAGGAUGGAAUGGUUUUGAUUGUACAUUACCAUCAUGUCAUGAUUAUUGUCAAAAUAAAGGUGAAUGUCAUAUAUUUGAUAAUGGAUUUGAAAGUACACCUUAUUGUAAAUGUAAAAAUGGUUGGUUUGGUGUACAUUGUACAUCAAAUUUAGCAUUAAAUCCUGAAAAUAAAAAUAAAGGUUCUUUCAAUUUUGAUGAAGAUAAUGAAAUUAAAUUUAAUAAAUGGUUAUACUUAUUUACAUAUUUUUUAUUUGGUAUUUUUAUUAUAGGAAUAUUACUUAUUUUAUUUUCCUAUUUUUAUAAAAAAAUAUCAAUAACAAAAUUAUUUAAUCAUCAUCGUCUUCAUAAUCCAUUAAAUAUUGGUUGUGAAAUGGAAGAAUUUAACAAUGAAGCUUUUAUGUUAGGUGAAGAAGCUGUUGAAAUACCUUCUGAAGAUGAUAGAAUAAAUUAUUCAAAUACAAUCAAUGGUAAUGUUUACAAUAAUACAGUAUUUAUAAUGAGUGAUCUCGAUAUGCGAUUAAGCAGGCAAAAUAUGACGUCGAAACCUGAAGCAGAAGAAUUGUUACAUCAAAAUAUGGAACAAAAUACCAAUGAUGAAAAAAUUUUUAAAUAA